AUCAUCCCCUCCGGCCGCCACUGUUUAACACCAACAACUUUAUUGCAUAACUAUAUUAACAAUUAGGUAUGAUGGGCAAGACGUCGUGUAGCGACUAUAAUAUGUAUAGCGAGCGGUAUCGUAUUCGUAUUUCGUAGUAUCGUACAUUCGUACUCCGUAGUGGUAGUAGUAGUAAAUAGUAUUGUGGUAUUAGUGGUUUGUGCCUCUAAGUGGCAACUCGGCGAUUCCUCUAUGUGGCGCACUCUCUUCCCGCCGCCUUUCAUUCAUAAUAAUAACAAAGUAUCGCACAGGAAAAAGAGGAGGACGACGUCCGCGGACAGUGCGAGGAGGUGUGUUGUGUGCAGCAUACAGCAGUACACGGCAAAACGCUCACAUACAAACACACUCACGAAUACGCGAUUUAUAUAAAUAUAUAUAUAUAUGUAUAAUAGACGAACUUACGACACAAUAAUAAUACUAUUAUAGACUCGACGGACACACAAUAAUACAGUACACAAUUGCUAUCUAACACUGAGCGCGGACGUCGAUCCGUAUUAUUCGCUAUUGUGCAUCGUUCGCGGUUCGCGCAACAAUCGCAAAUUUUCGGUGCAAUAAUUUCAUUUGCUAAUUGCUGAACGUUUUCCUGUAACUCCACACGCACAACGGCGUGUGCGCACAUCAAUAUAUUAUUAUUAUGCCCAUCGUCGUCUGACCGGAAAACACUAUCCAAUCUCGAGAACGCGUCCUGGUAUCAACAGUUGUCAUCGAGAUGAAGAAACGUGAAGAGAUGCAAGUCAAUGUUGCCGGGCUAAGGAGAAAUAUUAAAAAUAUAGCACAUAAUUACUCUGAUGCUCAAGUAAAAGUGCGAGAGGCAACUAGCAAUGAUCAAUGGGGUCCAAGCAGUACGUUAAUGGCUGAAAUUGCAGACUUAACUUAUAAUGUAGUUGCUUUUUCUGAAAUAAUGGCCAUUCUUUGGAAACGACUUAAUGAUCAUGGACGAAACUGGCGACAUGUUCAUAAAGCACUUAUUCUUCUAGAAUAUUUAAUAAAGACUGGCAGUGAAAAAGUUGCCCAACAAUGCAAGGAAAAUCGUUUUGCUAUUAAAACAUUAGAAACAUUUCAACACAUAGAGGACAAUAAAGAUAAAGGACAAAGAGUUAGAGAUACAGCUACACAACUAGUAGCUCUAUUAGAUGAUGAUGAACGAUUAAAGACCGAACGAGCACGUGCAAUAAAAGCAAAAGAACGAUCUGCACAAAAAAUUUCUAGUUUUGGCAGUGAUGGAAAUACAACUCCACAAAGUCCCAAGUAUCCAUUGUUCCGAGAUUCCUAUGGCUUAUAUGAUACACGACCUCCUGUAAAAGCGGAACUAGAAAGUGCACGUCCACAGACCGUCGGUGAAGAAGAAUUACAAUUACAACUAGCUUUGGCUAUGUCUAGAGAAGAAGCAGAACAAGAAGAACAAAAGAGGCGUAGUGAUGAUGUGCGGUUAAAACUGGCACUAUCUCAGAGUGAAAAUGAAUUCAAUAGUGGUUCGGAAUCUGGAGCUAAUAGUAGUAGUGGCAAGAGCAGUAAUAUGUUGGACCUAUUGGGAAUUGAUCUAGACAAUGAUGCAGAUCAAAAUGGUGCAACUGGAACAACAGCAGACCCAUGGGGUAUGCCAAUAAAAACUCAACCACAGCCUUUAAAUUGGUCUAAUGGAGAUUCAAAUAAUGGAACGUCAGGCCGAGCUGUUGACCCUUGGUCACCUGUUACACAAAAACAAAAUGCGACUUCUUCUACUCAUGUAUUGCCAAGUGCUAACAAUGGUGUACAUCCUUGGCUAUCACAAAACACCUCAGCUGUAACAAUGGCUCCACCAGACCCUUGGGCUCCUGCGACAAUUGCUCAACCUUUAAAUACACCAAAUCCAGAAUUUGAUGAAUUUGCUCUUCUUGGAAAUCGAUCGGUACAAGCAAAACCUACCCCGGACCCAUUUGACCUAUCCCAUUUAAAUAAUGAACUUCUAGGAACUUCACAAAGUUCAACGUCUGGUAAAAAGACACCACAUAGUUUCUUAGGAGAAAAUUCUGCUUUAGUAAAUUUGGAUAACCUAGUGACAGCUCCUAUUAAUCCAGCACCAGUUGCACAAAUACGACCACCUGGCAUGGCAAAUCCUUUUGGUUUAACUCCACAACCUCCAUUUGCCAAUCAACCAACAGCUCCAUCUGCAUUCAGUGGUCCAACUACUUCGACUUUGCCACCACCACUUGUGCCGUCACCAAAUCCGUUUCUGUCGUAGCAAAAUUUAAGGACUCUUUUAAUCAAUUACCAAAUGAUUAACAAUAACAAAGUUAUAUUUUUUUACAAUUGUUUCCAAUUUCCAGUAAUAUUUUAUUCGAGCAACAUGUGUUUUUCUUCUUAUUUAAAAUGUAAAUAAAUUAAGAAAAAAGAGCUUGGAAAAGUUAAUUUGGUCUCUAACGAUAAUUGUAAAAAAUAAUUACCUUUAUAACUUUUAAUCGUAAUAAUGUUAUUUAAUUAAAAACGCAAAUUACUAGGGUGUAUAGAGAUACAAAGAAAAAUAUAAAUUUUUCAAGAAUAAUUAAAAUGAUUUUUACUUUUGCAGUCAGCAUCAAUAUCUUAAUUCUUUUGAUAGAUACUUAAAAAAUAGCUACUUCAUAAUACGUAUCAUUAGCAAUUAUUAUUAGUAAAAAUAAUUUCUUACCAAUGUUUUUCAAAAUAUGAAAUUAAUAUGUAAGGUUU
This is a messenger RNA of Diuraphis noxia (Russian wheat aphid), 2721 nucleotides long. It is a transcript of the gene lqf, whose product is annotated as epsin homolog lqf. The record is from RefSeq and is a predicted model, not a curated record. Gene Ontology annotation, molecular function: phospholipid binding; clathrin binding. Lineage: Eukaryota; Metazoa; Arthropoda; Insecta; Hemiptera; Aphididae. Gene Ontology annotation, biological process: endocytosis. Gene Ontology annotation, cellular component: plasma membrane; endosome; clathrin vesicle coat.